UCUUGACCAGCAGAUGCGCUUAAGAUGGAAGAACUGGAUGUAGUCUUUUUUAAGUCCAACUUAAAAACCCAGUCUUAAACCACACCGUUGUGUUUGAGUAACAAGACACUAAAGCGUCUUUAAAUGUCCAAAGUGUGGACCUGAGUCUUUGCCUCGUGAAGUGAUGUCCCGACUUGUCAAGAAAUCUCCGUCUCUGUGUGUGGAUCUGCCGCUGGACCACAGUGACGUUCGUAACAAGCUUCACUUACUGAGGCAGCUCCUGACGUCUUGUUUUGGUCCGACUGGUAAACUGAAACUCGUUCACAACAACAUCGGAGGACACGUUGUCACCACCUCGACCUCAUCACUUCUCCUCGCAGCCGUUUCAUCCUCACAGCCUCUUGUUGACCUCAUCAAAACCUCCAUCCUCAACCACGUGUCCCGGUUCAGUGACUGCGGUUUGUUCGCUGCCACUCUGUGUUUGGCUCUAAUCGAACAAGCAAAGCAAAGUGGCCUCAGAGGAAACGUGUGUAUCAGACUGAACAGGCACUUCCUGGAUGUGUGUGUCAGUUACCUGCAGAGAGAGGACUGCUGCUGUAAAGUGAAGCUCGACUUCUGCAGCAGCCACAACCUGAUCACUUUAGCUCGCAGUGUUAUCUCCAGCAAACCAGCAUGUUUGCUCACAGAGCAAGAGACGCUUCACAUCAGCAAGCUGGCUGUGCAGGCUUUUCUACUGACUGUUCCCUGUGACAAACCAGGUGCAGUCUCUCUGGGUCAGACAGUGACCAUCUCUGUUGAGGGCCACUCUGUGCUCAACUCUGCAGUGUUUCCAGGUUUGCUGGUGGAUGUCACUGGUGCCCCAUGCAUCAACAAGGCAGAGAACCUGACUUCACAUCCACUGUGCAUGGUGUUGUUCAGCGCAUCCCUUGCUGGAGACAUUCCUGAACUCGGAGGUGGGAUCAUCGAAAUGUCCUGGGGUGUAGACACAGACGCACAGAUCUUGGAUCAACUCCUGGAUCUUGGCAAGCAGGCAGUUAAAGAUGACGUCAAGCUCUUUGUCUGUCAGAAGGUCAUCCACCCAGUCCUACAGCAAUACCUGAGGAGUCAAGGUGUCAUUGUGAUCGAGAGAUUGGGAAUCACUCUCAUGGAACCGCUCACUCUGCUUACAGGUGCUCAGCCUGUGGCCACAUUACACACCACACUCCCAGCCAAGGCCUACGGGAAGGUGAGGGAUCUCAGUAUAAGGCAGUUUGGAUCCAAGACUAUGCUGCAUUUACACGCACCCGGGGAGUCUGCAAUCUGCACGAUGGUCCUCUGCCAAAGGAACGAGACCAUGCUAAGCGAGCUGAAGGUAGUGUGCCAGAAGACAGAACAUGUGUUGAGGCUCACCCUCAGGGAGCCGUAUGCCUUACUUGGAGGUGGGUGCACUGAGACGCACUUGGCUGCUUACGUCAGACACAAGAGCACAAACAAAGCAACAGAGUCUGCUGCAGUAUUAGGGUGCUCACAGUCAGAGUACCUUCUCAGCAUGGACGGAUUCUGCAGCUCUAUGGAGUCUGUGGCCAAAUCACUGGAGCACAAUGGUGGGAAUUCUUUAAUUGAUCUGACUCAUGCUCACCACUGGACCCUGCCUGCAGAUGUGAUGAACGGAUGCGUAGAGGAUAGCUUGGGCUUCUGCGGCUGUGGACUGGUGGAAGGAAGCUCAAAUAAGAAGUGGACUUAUCUAAACACAAAAUAUGCUGAGUUCUCACCCGCAGCCCUCGCUACAGAUUCUCCUGUGCAGACACGUGUGCUGGACUCCUUCACCGCUAAACUCAACGCAUUGCAAGUUGCUGUAGAAACUGCUAAUCUCGCCCUAGAUGUGAGAUACAUAAUUAAGGAUGUGAACUAGUAGAAUAAGUAUUUUUGUCUCAUGCUAGAUUCUAGUUUGUGAAGAUGAAAGUGACAUUUUUGAUUGACAAGCUCACCUUCAAGGACUUAAAACCACCUUUAAAUUAUGUGCGAUAGAGUUGUAUGAUUUAAUUAAUCAAAAUAAUUCAGCAUCUAUGAAACAAUUUACCAACACAACUAUUGCUUUUGUAAAUCAGCAUGUCUCAGCUGUAGCUACCUUUGGUCAGCACAAGGGGGCGCUGCAACCUUUUGCUACCAACACCACACCAAGAAACACCACCAGCAUUUUCUGAAGGUAUAUCCCACCCCUUUCUCCCCUAAAACAUUUUAAAAUAUUACCAGUCUCAAGCUGCUCAUAGGUGAAAUUGAGUCACCAACUGACAUGUAUAUAUAAAAAUACAAAGACGAACCCUGAAGCUAACAAACAUUCCCCCAGAACAUCUUACUGUACACAGCUUUUUACGUUGUAGACAGGCUUAAUCCACUGAACUCUGAUCUAGGUAACAAUCACUGCAAGAUGUGAUAUUUUUCGUAUAUUGAUAUUUAGUAUUUGGAUAAAAUAAACUUUUAUUUCUUUACACAAAGUCUUUGCCCAUGUCCACAGAGAUAUUC
Paralichthys olivaceus (Japanese flounder) is the source of this 2481-nucleotide messenger RNA. It is a transcript of the gene mkks, whose product is annotated as MKKS centrosomal shuttling protein. The record is from RefSeq and is a predicted model, not a curated record. Lineage: Eukaryota; Metazoa; Chordata; Actinopteri; Pleuronectiformes; Paralichthyidae. Gene Ontology annotation, molecular function: ATP binding. Gene Ontology annotation, cellular component: cytoplasm; kinociliary basal body; nucleus. Gene Ontology annotation, biological process: cilium assembly; developmental process; intracellular transport.